AUGCUACUCAAACGUCUGGCACCAUCCCUUCCACCAGAAGCAGCUUCCCUCGUCCCCCUGCUUGAACCCCAAGUCCGCACGACCGAAUCGGUCAUCCUAACACCGCGGCCCACGCUUCACGCGCUCGUGGUCGCGGCCCUCCCUGAAGCAGGUACAGGCCCCUUCGCCUCAGAGCGACGCGACGCAGCGGUCGACGCCUCUCUAGACUUGCUCUUACAACGCUGUCUCGACCGCGUACCCGUGUAUUCAGGUGAUAUUGGACCUCUAAAGCCAUGGCACGGCUUCGGCGUACUCGCCGACAUGAUGCCAUCCGAGGGAGGGGUCAUUGAGAUCGCGGGAGGGAAGGGUGUGGGCAAGAGCCUUCUCGCACUGCAUGCCGCCCUCGGUACACUCAUUGCUGAGCCAGAUGCGACGGCCCACUGGGUCGACACGGAGGGCGCGUUCAACGCCGCCCGGGCUAGGGCCGUCGUGAACGCCCUCGGCGCCGAUGAAUCCGUCCUCGACCGCUUGACUGUCGCUAGAGUGUUCAAGCUCGAACCCGAUCUCCUUGACGAACUUGCACGUGCACGAGAUGACCCCGCAACACGCGUUCUCAUCAUCGACAACAUUGCGAGUUUGUUCCGUGACGCACUCAUGGGCACUACCGCGCAGGGACACGCGGCCAUGGUCGUGACGAUGGAGGAGAUCGCAGAGCUGACCUACUUUGCGGGCCUAACGACUCUUAUCAUCAACUCGGUCGCGUCCAGUAUCCCUUCCAACCCGCUCUCUGUGUUUUCCACGACGACGGUCAAGCCUUCCCUCGGCGUCACGCUGACCUUCACUGUCGACGUCGAACUUCUCCUUCAGGACACGGGACGGGUCUUUGGACUUGCCGACGAGGGCGAACGCGAGCGCGUCGGUUCCGCACCCGGACUGCGUCUAGUCGUGGAGGUGUUGAAGAGCCGGACUUCGCCGUCUGGGUUAUGGGGUGUAGUUGAGACUGAUGGCAUCUCACUGUUCGACGUAGCGCCUCCUCCAGAAGAAGACGAGCUGACACGAUACCGGUCAGCGGGUGGUGACACUGGACGACCAGCAAUGGGCCGUUUGGGGGAGACGCUCGAACCCGCCAUUGCCCCAUUGAAGUCAUGGCACUGCUGA
Molecule: messenger RNA, 1137 nt
Organism: Cutaneotrichosporon cavernicola
Lineage: Eukaryota; Fungi; Basidiomycota; Tremellomycetes; Trichosporonales; Trichosporonaceae
Exons: 8
Coding region: 1-1137 (378 amino acids)
Biological process (GO): DNA strand invasion; telomere maintenance; double-strand break repair via homologous recombination
Cellular component (GO): replication fork; Rad51B-Rad51C-Rad51D-XRCC2 complex; centrosome
Molecular function (GO): single-stranded DNA binding; ATP-dependent activity, acting on DNA; four-way junction DNA binding
Source: RefSeq, a predicted model, not a curated record